Molecule: messenger RNA, 2611 nt
Organism: Fundulus heteroclitus (mummichog)
Lineage: Eukaryota; Metazoa; Chordata; Actinopteri; Cyprinodontiformes; Fundulidae
Gene: gpr12
Product: G protein-coupled receptor 12
Exons: 2
Coding region: 151-1176 (341 amino acids)
Biological process (GO): G protein-coupled receptor signaling pathway
Cellular component (GO): membrane
Molecular function (GO): G protein-coupled receptor activity
Source: RefSeq, a predicted model, not a curated record
UCCCCGUCCCUCCUCGUCCCUCUCCCCGGAGCUGCGUCUCUGUCCGCCGGCGCCGCAUCAUCUGCACCCCCGACAUGGGAACCCAAAGCUGUCGUUCUUCUUCCAUCUAGACGGGAAGUCGCACCUCGCACAGUCAAGACGGGGGGCACAAUGAGCGAGGAGCCGCCGGCCUCCCCCAGCUGGCUGAGCCCUGAUCCCACGUCGUGGGCCAGCGGGGGACUGAUGGACAACAGCACUGGCCUGGGGACCUUCUCGGUGGAGGACUCCCCCCUGCCGCCCAGCCAGCUCCCACUGCUGGUCAACCCCUGGGACAUCGUGCUGUGCUCCUCCGGGACUCUCAUCGCCUGCGAGAACGCCCUGGUGGUGCUGGUGAUCUGGCAGAACCCGGCGCUCAGGGCUCCCAUGUUCCUCCUGAUCGGCAGCCUGGCCCUGGCGGACCUGCUGGCCGGCCUGGGCCUGGUCCUUCACUUCACCUGUGCCUACCUGCUUCGCUCGGACUCGGCCCAGCUGCUGACGGUGGGUCUGGUGGUGGCCUCCUUCUCGGCCUCCGUCUUCAGCCUGCUGGCCAUCACCGUCGACCGCUACCUGUCGCUGUACUACGCCCUCACCUACAACUCGGAGCGGACGGCGGCCUUCACCUACACCAUGCUGGUGCUGCUGUGGGGCCUCUCCCUGUGCCUCGGCCUGCUGCCCAUCACGGGGGUCAACUGCCUGGCCGAGGAGGCCUCCUGCAGCGUGGUGCGCCCGCUCACCAAGAACAACGUCGCCGUGCUGUCCGUCUCCUUCCUGCUGCUCUUCGGCCUCAUGCUCCAGCUCUACGUCCAGAUCUGCAAGAUCGUGAUGCGCCACGCCCACCAGAUCGCCCUCCAGCACCACUUCCUGGCCGCCACGCCCCACUACGUCACCACGCGCAAGGGCGUGUCCACCCUGGCCAUCAUCCUGGGCACGUUCGCCGCCUGCUGGAUGCCGUUCACCGUCUACUCGCUCGUCGCCGACUACACCUACCCGCCGCUGUACACGUACGCCACGCUGGUGCCGGCCACCUACAACUCGGUCAUCAACCCGGUCAUCUACGCCUUCAGGAACCAGGAGAUCCAGAAGGCCCUGUGGCUGGUGUGCUGCGGCUGCGUGCCGGCCAGGGUGGCGCACCGCGCUCGGACGCCCAGCGACGUGUGACCCCCCGCGGGCCCGGGCGAGACGAAGGGGCGCGCUGGGGCGGCUCUGCCCCUUGCUGGACCCCGUCCGGCGGCGCGAGGAGGGCAGCGGCAAAGGGCUGUGGGCGCAGCUCUGGCUGGAGCGCCGCGUCUCCCUGUCUUCCCUACUCAGGGCCAAGAAGUAGGCCACUGUAGGCGCGCCACGCCCUUAUCUUAUUUCCCCUGUUCCAAUGCGACAGCUGUAGCUUUAUCUGAUGCACCGGAAGGAUCCUGCUGGUGUGCAGCGGCUGAGCAACACUUGAAGCCCGUCUGGGGCAGCCAGCGGCAGCGACCCGGCACUCCGUUGAUGCUGCUGCUGCUGCUGCUGCUGCUGCUGCACUCUGGACGUGCGUCGAAAGCUGAGCAGCGGCGGGGAGCUAAAAAUAGACCCGGCGCUCUCUGAUCCGCUCCACAGACGCCGGGGAAGAAAUCUACCCUCUAUAUUUCUCCUCGCCUCGCCCGUUUCUCACCCCCUUACUUUCUCUCUCCUCUCUCUCUUUUUUUUUUUCUGUGCGUAAAUGCGCAACAAUAUGAAAAAGGCCCCAAGCAGACCCGCCCAAGCAUUACCUCUCUUCUGCAUUUUUGCUAGCACACAUACACACACACACACACACACACACACACACAUGCUGAACCAAAAAACAAGCCUAUCAGAUUAUAGUCGUGUCAUUCGCUUCGAUCUUUUCUUAAGUUAUCUUAAGAUCUAAAUGGGGAUCCAAAGUUAGCCAGAACAGCUAAAUUAAUUUCCGUUCGAUCCAAGCCGUUAGAUUUAAGGCAAACCCACUUUAGAUAUAAUCUGUCAUCUACGGCACAAAUGCCGUCAGUUUUAUAUGUUUCUAUCUGAAGGUUUUAUUAAAAUGAACAGGCUACCACAUGAACAUGCCUCUGGUGACAUCACAGAAGGCCAAAGGCAGCUUGUAUUAUUUCCCCCCCCCCCUCCUCUAUUAUCAUGAUUACAAUCAAAUUUCUCAAUCACAGAGGGUUGAACUCCUUGCAGCUCAAAUUCAGCUCUCAUGGUUCUGAAUCAAUGCUAAAAUCUGUCACAUCGUUUGCUAACGCCAGCUGAUCGGCUUGGUGACUUGUGCCUCUUGUGACGUCAUCAACCCAAAUACAAAGCAGUAUUGUUUUCCUCCCUUCAGCGCCUCACCCCCCCCCCUCCUUUUUUUUAAAAAGCGUUGUAUUUUGUGAAAUCCAUGUUUUUUACGACCCAGCUGUGUUUUAACCGUCUGUGAACGUUUGCUAGCAGGAAAGGAAAACGACAGCGGGCAGCCCGUUGACGCGGAGGAGUGCAUCACCGUCACCCGAGUCAUUUUGUUUAUGUGCAAAAAGUACCACGGUGUAUUUCACCGCAGCUGCAUUACAAGAGCUAAAAACUGUCCCACCAAGGUCAUGGGGAGCCACACAUUCUUUAAAAAAAA